UCCUCGACUCCUUCACAACAAAACCGCAACCUGCUAUGCAGCAAGACAACUCCUUCCGUACUCCUUCCCAACCCAACAUCGCCUUCAAGCUAAACUUGAUAAUUCCACACCAUCCAUGUCUUCUAGGCGGUGUCAGUCUAGCUCCCCCCUGCAGCCCUCCACCGCCAUCCAGCAACCCGCUCAUUCCUCGCAAAUUCCCCAGUUUGGAGCGGAUAGCUUUGCCCAGACACUUUACAAGGUUCCCGCAUAUCGGUAUUCCCACUCCCUAACUUUUCUCGAGCUCUUCAGCCCGUCGGCGGAGAAGAAGAUCAUCAGGGCUUUCAGCAAAUUGCGAGGAAGAUCCUGGCAUGCUGAACUUCCAAGAAUGUCUGAUUUUCAGAAACCGGGCACAUCAACGGGCGGGCCGGAGAAUGGAUGGUGGGAGUUCGCCCAUGAUCUUCGUGAGAUGGGCCUAGGUUGGGCUGAGGAGCAGUUCGGGCCUCCUCCAAUAGUCCAGGGCCCGGCCACAGAUGCUGUGGGAAGUCAGUCGGAACUGGAGUCCGCUACUGAUGAAGCUGCCAAGGGAUCUGACACCGAGCCGGAUUCAGAGAUGGAAACCAUUGCUAAACAGUACUUGAGGGCCAAGUCUGGGUUCCGCCACGCCCAAAGAUUUCGAGACACAACUUCCGAAGCUGGCAGUGGCGGUAUUCCCCGCGUCCGAGAAGCAAAGUCGCACAUCGCUAGGAUCUCUGCCAGCGGAGAUGCCCUCUUUGCAUCCGACCAACCUCACGCUGGAUCCGACAAGGGAGAGGACACCAAAGAGGACUCUGAAGCCGAACAGAUUGCUCAACGAUACCCCCAACGGCCAUCUCCUCCUCGUGCAAGGCGCUCUUCAGCUGCGGACUUCGGCAAAGUUGAAGAAUAUGGGCCAAUCGACAUGAUGAGGAUUCGCCGUCGAGGUCGGAUCGCUCCGCCUCUCCCGAAGGAAGGAUGGCCGUCAUACGACAGCCAGGCGGAGGUUGAAUACCCAACACUGCCUUCACUGCCAUCAUUCCCUUCGCAACACCAGCCUCCUGCGUCACCUCCUGUGCCAUCGCGUCCGGUACCCAAUGUAGCCCCUCAGCCCAACCUCCCUCCGGCACAAGCACCAACCCCAGGGGGUUACCUGGCCACCUACCGUCCGCGUCAACCAAAUGACACCCUGUUCCACCGUGGCUCCGCGGGAGUCAAUCCUGAUGGCGCACACGCACGACCUCCCUUUAAGAAGCGCUCGAUGCACGCAAAGAAUGGGAUGGGCGGGGUACUGCGGCAUCAUCGGAUUGUCUCUGGGUCAUUCGGAAGCUUUGAAACGGAGAAGCCGAGCAGGUUCAACGACAGACCUUACAGAUUGUUCGCGGAGCGACGCCAGAAGAAGGAAGAAAAGAAAGCCGGGCCUGAACAAAUGGAGGGGUAGAAAGUGCUGCGCGUCCUCGAAGGCGAAUCUCAAUCGGCAAUGGCUUUGGGAUGGUGUCUAUAAUCACAUCAUUUUUACUUGUAUACUCUACCGCAAUCAGCUCUUAUUGAGGCUCCAUCACUGCCUAGUGAUCGUUUGAAAUGGUUGCUGUAA
Molecule: messenger RNA, 1585 nt
Organism: Westerdykella ornata
Lineage: Eukaryota; Fungi; Ascomycota; Dothideomycetes; Pleosporales; Sporormiaceae
Exons: 3
Coding region: 116-1432 (438 amino acids)
Source: RefSeq, a predicted model, not a curated record